AUGACUGUGUCGAGCGCCACCAUUCCUUCAGCCACCAAGGCUCGGAUUCUGGUCAUCGGAGCGACCGGCUUUAUGGGUCAAUUUGUGACAAAGGCGAGUCUUGCCUUCGGACAUCCCACUUGUUUGCUGGUUCGGCCUUCCCAUACAAUGCACUCCAAGGCUGCCCUUCUCAAAUCCUUUCAGGAUAAAGGUGCCACACUCAUUCAUGGGGUAAUAAAUGAUAAGGAUCAAAUGGAGAGAAUUUUGAAAGACAAUGAGAUAGAGAUUGUCAUUUCUCUUGUUGGAGGGGGCAAUGUUCUGGACCAGAUUACUUUAAUAGAUGCCAUGAAAUCUGUGAAGACUAUCAAGAGGUUUUUGCCAUCAGAGUUUGGGCAUGACGUGGACAGGGCAGAGCCUGUGGAGCCAGGGCUAACAAUGUACAAAGAGAAGCGCGUAGUUAGACGCAUGGUUGAAGAGAGUGGGAUCCCCUUCACCAACAUCUGUUGCAAUUCCAUUGCUUCUUGGCCUUACUAUGACAAUUGUCAUCCUUCUAAGCUCCCUCCUCCCACGGACCAAUUUCAAAUUUAUGGUGAUGGCAACAUUAAAGCUUACUUUGUUGAUGGAAAUGAUAUUGGAAGGUUGACAAUGAAAGCAGUUGAUGAUGUUAGAACACUGAACAAAAACGUUCAUUUUAGACCCUCAAUGAAUUGUUACAGCGUCAACGAGCUUGCUUCUUUAUGGGAAAAGAAAAUUGGUCGAACAAUUCCCAGAGUCACCAUCUCAGAAGAUGAUCUUCUUGCUGCAGCAGCAGCGAACUUGAUACCUGAAAGCAUUGUAGCCUCAUUCACGCAUGACAUUUUCAUCAAGGGUUGCCAAGUUAACUUCAGCACAGACGGCUCAAAUGAUGUUGAAAUCGGAACACUGUACCCUGAUGAAAAGUUCCGAUGCUUGGAGGAUUGCUUUGAGGAUUUUGUUCCCAUGAUCCGUGACAAGAUUCUUGGAGGCCCAAAUGAUGAACUUGCCAAAACCAAUAAUAAGUCAUUGCUAGAAGCCGUGCCAAUCACAGCUAUGGGCUGA
Molecule: messenger RNA, 1056 nt
Organism: Arachis stenosperma
Lineage: Eukaryota; Viridiplantae; Streptophyta; Magnoliopsida; Fabales; Fabaceae
Product: leucoanthocyanidin reductase-like
Exons: 5
Coding region: 1-1056 (351 amino acids)
Molecular function (GO): oxidoreductase activity
Source: RefSeq, a predicted model, not a curated record